UAGAAGUUGUAGCUGGUUCUACUCUCGUUGAAGCGGGUGAUGUACCCUCCCCGUUUCAAGAGAUGGCCAAAGCUAUUGACUCCUUAGUCACCCCGCAGACGCAUCCGGACCCAACUAUACUCUGUACUUUGGAUGUGUCUGAGGCCUUAGAGGACCUUCAAGGUGAGUGGUCGGCAAGGGACCCUCGUGAGUCUUGGGUUGCACUGAGUAGAGGUCCUAGAGGGGAGCACUUCGUUGUGGAAGUUGAUGUGGGUGGUCGCAAGUGCGGCGCCUUCGUAGACAUUGCCUCCACGCGAAACUUCAUAAGCCGCGACUGCGUUGACAGACUGUGCCUCAAGGACUGGGUGCAGCGCCUUAGUAGACCGGUAGCAUCUAGUUUGGCCAACAAAGAGCGCAUGAUGGUGGAGGACUACGUUAAAGAUGUAGUCUGCACCUUCUCCUACCCAGGAGGAGAGAUAAACGAUAAGAUAUCAUUCAUGGGCUCCCGAGCAGGCGCAUUGGCAUUACUGCUUUUGCAAAGGCCGAAGGCCCGCUCCCCAAUGUAUCGGCCCUGCUUUGUUUGGGGACUCCCUGCUGUAGCGCCCACGAAGGUGAUGAAGAUGGCUGCCACCAUAGCCAGUGAUAUCAUGGACGAGGACAUACUAGUGUACACGUGUGUUGGUGAUAACCUCGCCAUGAAGGAGAAGGUGUUUGUAGACCUAUGGGGGGCUGAGUCACAUUUCCAUGCUGGACUGAUCCAGAAGGAUCCUGCCGUUCCUGCCGACCUUUCCGGAUCUGAUUCCGAGGAAGGGGAUCUCUUCCUCACAGAGGAGGAAAAGUUGUUUCAUGCCAAGCUGUUGGCCAGUGGGAAGGAGCGGGGCAGGAUUAUAGCUGCGAACCAGAAGAUGGAGGUCAAUAGGUUUGCCCGCAAUGCGUUCUUACCUACUGUUCCACCUAGAUGGGUCGAGUCGCAAUCGAGGGGGGUAGAUGACAAAUUAUGGGAUCUCCUUACGUUCAACUACGUGGCACCUAUCCAUGCUAACUCCUACCGCUUCCUUGCGUCAUUCUUCGAACUGGAAUUGCAGAAAUGCAAUGAGAAAGCGUUGACUGAAAAUACGGACAUCUGCAGGGGGGAUUAUCCACUCACCGCUGAGAACAUGAAGCUUCCGGUUUAUCUCUUCCUUGAGGCUCCGUCCCUGAAGGCGCGUGCCCGUGCCUUCCGAGUGAUGGCGAAGACAACAUGGCGAGCCCCGAUCCUUGCCUCUGUAGUGUUCUUUCACAUGAGGGAGAUAAUGGUUAGGAUGGCCCAUAGUGUCGCACUGAACCCCUCCAAGACUCCGCAGAACAUUUUGGAUGACCCCGCCAUCAUGCUGAACAAGUUUCCGAGAACCAUGGCAAAACUCAUCCUGCCGUCCAUGUAUGUCCGCUCUUCUGAGAAGAGGAGAAAGGAGGCUUCAUCUUCGAAGUCUGCUACAAAGAAGGCGAAUAAGGGUCAACAGACCACUCUGCAGUUCUAUGUCGCGCCAGCCCAAGAGCAUGCUUCUGUGCAGAUAAUCAGUACUCCUCCCACGUCCACAGUGACCGGUCAGGAGGAUGGCCAGGCUUCGGCGUCCAACAGAAUGAUUAGGAAGAGUCCGAGGGAGAAGACUUCUGCCAAGACCAUCUUGUUUGGAGCUGGACUCUCUUUCCUCAAUGCUGAGAUCUGCGUCACGUCUGAUAUCCUGGGCACUUUUUCCACAGGGAUAAGAGAGUGUGGAGAGACGAUGGAGGAGAUGGCAACUGAUUGUUUGGGGUGGAUGACGUUCAAAGCAGAAAUAUGGGCAAAAUAUGAAGAUUUGAGGAGAGAUGAGAUUGAGGAUGAUAUCAUCUUCGAUGAGACCAACUUGGAAGAUUUUAAGGAAAGCAUCGACCUCUAUGCUGAGAAGAGGCAAUGGGAGGAGGAAGAAAAACUGGAGCAUAUGAUGAAGAAGGUGGCCCCAAGGGAGUGCAAGAAUGGUGCACGGACGAAUGUAUCGACGUCUGAAUUUCCGAAGUGUGUCAGCUUCGGGCUGGAAGUGACGUGCGUCGACAAGAACCUCGUCGCCAACUUUGAAGGGAUGGUCGAUGCGAGAGCGGUUAGCGCGAGUGGCCAUGCGAGUUUGGGAGUUAGCAAUGCUCUCGCGAGCCUUGCUAAUGAGCGCAUCCAUCUCCUUUACCCAGUCAUCGAGGGCAGGGCAUUUGGUGUCGGGAUGGAUCUGAGAUGGACGAAGAAGGUCUGGGCUCAUUUUACUACUGCAUUUGAAGGAAGGGAUCUACAAAAGGAUUCAAACUUUAUGUUAUCAUUCGAUAACAGUGUUGUACCUGAGCGUGGUUCCGUAGGCAUUGAAGAGUUGUUUCCAAAAUUGGGAGAGAAAGCGGGGGUCACGAUCACUGAUGAUAUUCUCGGGGAGGCCGUGGUGUCUGGCGACAUGGUCGAAGAAGAGAAUGGCAAUGUCUUUGGCGUUAUGCGAGGUGGUGCAUGGGAUGAAGUGAGCACGUUUGGCUUUGAUGUCGGCAAGGAGGGAAGGCCAAUGGAAAUAACGGGAGAUGGUAUCAAAGGUUUUCUGGAAACCAAGGUGGCCAGCGGUCUUGGCAUCGUGGUGCUCGGCCAAGAGCUGGGUGCGCAGGCCACGGGCGUCAGGGAUGUAGAGUCGGCGGGUGCCUUUGGUUUCAAUGUAGAGAAGGUUGUCGUGGAGGACGGGGUCGAGGUCACGGAGUUUGUUGUAGAUGGUGGAGAAGUCGGUGCAAGAGAGGUAUCCUUGGGUGUAGCGAUGGUGGAGCGAUGGCAGGAGCUGGAUGUGGGUCAUGGCGGUGUAGACUUUCUCAGGGGGCUUGUGGUCGGGGCGGCGGGAAAGGGCGUCGGCAACACGGUUGCUUUUGCCGAGGGUGUGGCAAAUGGUGAAGGUAAAUUGGGCAAGGAAGUCGAGCCAACGGGCUUGGCGAGGGGUGAUGUCUUUCUUGGUAAGAAUAGAGGAAACGACAGUGUUAUCGGUGCGGAUGGUGAAGUAUUGCCCGUCGAGGUACGGGCGUCAGACUUUGAGGGCAUAGACCACGGCGAGGAGCUCCUUCUCGUUGGAUGGGUAGUUCAUUUCUGCGGGAAGGAGUUUCUUGCUGGCGAAUGCGAUGGGGUGCUCGCCGGGUGGGCAUUGGGAGUGAGUGGGGGAGUCCUUGAUGGAGGGGGUUUCCGCGGGGUCGGGGGAAAAGCAGACCUUUUUGGGGUCCAUGCGGAUGCCGUCGGUGGAGACAAUGUGACCAAGGUAUUCUACGCUAGAGACAGCAAAUGUGCAUUUGCUGAGCUUGGCGUCGAAUUUCUGGUCGAGGAGGAUGGCGAGAACUUGGCGGUGAUGAUCAAGGUGGGACUCGAAGGUGGGGCUAAAAACAAGGAUGUCGUCGAGGUAGAUCACGACACAGACUUCGAGGAGGUCGCGGAAGAUGUGGUUCAUGGUGGAUUGGAAUGUAGCGGGGGCGUUGGUGAGACCGAAAGGCAUUACGAGAAACUCGUAGUGCCCGAAGCGGGAGCGGAAGGCGGUCUUGUGGGUGUCCUCCUCGCGGAUGCGGAUCUGGUGGAAGCCACUGCGGAGAUCAAUCUUGGUGAAGUAUUUGGCUUCACGGAGGCGAUCAAGAAGUUCGGAUAUCCGGGGAAGCGGAUACUUGUUCUUGAUCGUGAUCUGGUUCAAGGCGCGGUAGUCUGUGCACAUGCGGAGUUCCGAGGUGCCGUUCUUCUUGACGAAUAGACAGCUGGUUCCGAAGGGGGAGGAGCUAGGCUUAAUGAAUCCUUUUCAAGGAG
Messenger RNA from Chara braunii, 3784 nucleotides. The record is from the annotation of a GenBank genome assembly. NCBI's taxonomy places the organism in Eukaryota, Viridiplantae, Streptophyta, Charophyceae, Charales, Characeae.